AAGGAAAAAAUCUCUCUUUAGUAGUUUUACCAAACCUCGUCUAAAUUCCUCCUCCACCGCCAUCUCUCCUGAAUUCCAACCAAUAUGCCUCCCCAUGACCUCCACGACUACCACCAACACCGCCCACACGGUGGUGCUUCGCCGCAAUCCCUAGCGCCAAAAUCAAACCCAAAAGUCCUUUCCAUGAUUCUCAAAGCCAUAAUAAUGACUGCCAUAACCACCCUUUUCUUUUUAUUCCUAGGAGUCGCUGCCAUCCUUCUCCUUCUCGCCACCGCUGCCUUCCAUCGUCACUCUGGGCCUUCUGAUUCUGCAGAUGGGUUGUCUCCCAAAGGCCUAAAGAAGCUGCCACAAUUCAAAUUUUCUCGAAGAACGAAACCUGAGGACGAAGCCGAUUGUGUGGUUUGUUUGGAAGGGAUAAGGCAAGGCCAAUGGUGCAGGAAACUUAUCGCUUGUGGUCAUGUAUUCCAUAGGAAGUGUAUAGAUGCGUGGCUGAUUAAGGUCUCUGCUUGCCCCGUUUGUAGGACACGGGUUUGGUUGGAUUCGGGGACUCUUCCGGCGGAUAGGCCGCUGUGGGGAUUUGGUUGGACUAGUGAAUCUAGAGUAUGGUAGAUAUUGUAAGUUCUUGAUCCAAAUUUAAACUCUUUGUUUUGGUACCAUAUCUGAUUUAGAAUUUUGAAUUUGCAA
Molecule: messenger RNA, 684 nt
Organism: Manihot esculenta (cassava)
Lineage: Eukaryota; Viridiplantae; Streptophyta; Magnoliopsida; Malpighiales; Euphorbiaceae
Product: RING-H2 finger protein ATL56
Exons: 1
Coding region: 85-609 (174 amino acids)
Source: RefSeq, a predicted model, not a curated record